GUCACUUCCGGUUGAGAAAACACGUCAAAACCUCCAAAGAGAAUGGCUGAUGUAACGAAUCUUUUCAAGGCGACAGUUAAGACGGUGAAGUCAAGGAACAAGGUUCUUGGCGACUUUACAAAUGGGGGAAAGAAAAACAACUCGUCUACUUCCAUUUUCCCUGUGUCAAAACUGAAAGGAGAUUUUGAACAAAAAGCAAAGGAAAUGGUGGCCAGCAUAACUCGACUUAAAGAUUUUCUCCUGGAACAUAGGAAAGAGUAUGUGAACGCAGGCAGUCAUGUGACUAUGGAAGCUACCAGGAUGACGGAUGCUGAGAGAGAUCAGAUUGAUACAGAUGCUCAGGACAUCAUUAAAACAUGUAGGGAAACCAUCAUGAGAUUCAAAACUGAAUCCGAAGUUCAGAAGGUCCACCCCCAAGUCAAAGAUCACAGAGCCGGAGUUAUUCGUCUAAUAGAGGAAUAUUUAAAAGUUGUAUGCAAAAUUUACAGUGAACAGAAAGCUGUCCGAGUAAAACGAGUUGUUGAUAGAAAAAGGAUUUCUAAAUUGGAGCCGGAAAGAAAGAAGAGAAAAGGGUUACUUGAUGCAAAGGAACAAACAGAAAGAAAAACAGAAAAUAACAUGGAUGCAAUGGAAUCAGAAAAGUCAUCCAGGAGUUCUCUCCCACCUGAGAAUACGAUGUUCAACGAUGAUGACAGCGAUAUUUCACCAGAAGAUGCUCAGAUGUUUGAGAGAGAGAACCAGGCAUUGUUUGAUGAAAUGAACAGCCUUGCUCAGGAAGUUAGCCACAUUGAAGGACAAGUGGUAGAGAUAGCACGGCUUCAGGAGAUCUUCACAGAAAAGGUUCUAGAACAGGACAAAGAUAUAGACAGAAUAGCAGAGAAUGUUGUAGGUGCUACAGAAAACAUCAAGGAUGGAAACGAGGAAAUUCGAGAGGCCAUAAAGAACAGUGCCGGAUUACGUGUGUGGAUUUUGUUUUUCUUCCUCGUGUUGCCUCUAUCUUUACUCUUCUUAGACUGGUACAAUGACUAACAACAGAAAAAAAA
Molecule: messenger RNA, 1043 nt
Organism: Mizuhopecten yessoensis (Yesso scallop)
Lineage: Eukaryota; Metazoa; Mollusca; Bivalvia; Pectinida; Pectinidae
Product: syntaxin-18-like
Exons: 11
Coding region: 43-1029 (328 amino acids)
Biological process (GO): intracellular protein transport; retrograde vesicle-mediated transport, Golgi to endoplasmic reticulum
Cellular component (GO): membrane; SNARE complex; endoplasmic reticulum
Molecular function (GO): SNAP receptor activity
Source: RefSeq, a predicted model, not a curated record